AACUUAUUGAAGCAUUACAUAAGUUUAGCUCCUGAUUUUUGAGUCAAAAUCGUCAGCUGACAACAAAAUUAAGACCGGUCGAAAAAUUACUAUAUAAGAAAAAGUUUUCAACACACGAAAAUCCAAAUCAGUGAAAAUGAACAAAAUUGUGGCUCUGUUUGUUAUACUUUGUGGAAUCAGCGUUGGAUACUCGAUUCCGAUUCAAAAUGCUCUCAUGUACUACCGCCACGCGUCACCUUACAUGGUUCCACAACAUUCCAUGUAUGGAUUCCACUAUCAGAAUCAACAGCUGAGAAAUCAACGCCGAUCGGCUGGAGUAUCUGCCUUUGCUGCCGGAAACACCAUCGCCACUGGAACCUUUCUGAAGGAUUGCAAAAACACAGAUAUCGAGAGCGCUGAGCAGCCUGUUCAGAAUGAUCAGAACGUGCAGUCAACAGCGGAAGCCUACCCAGAAGAACAGUUUCCAGUAGAGGACGAGCCCCAGUUUGAUGUUCCAGCCGUGCACGAUCAGGAUGCUGUUGAACCAAUUGCUGAUGAACCAGUGGCCGAUCCAGCAGCUGAACCAGCAGCCGACCCAGCUGCUCCAGCUCUUCCAGCCAUCAUCCCUGACAAAAAGAAGAAGGUUACUGUUAAACUGGACUCCGACGAAGAUGAAACUGCAGUUUACGUUGGACGUCGGGGUGAAAAGGCAGCCGAGCCAAGCAGCUACUUCCCAAUCAAUUUUGGUGGUACCAGCGGAGGAGCCAUCGCUAUUGCCAACUCGUACAGCACCGGAAAGGGAGGAUCGGCUACCAGCACUGCCACUGCCUAUGGAAGCCCUGCGGCUGCUGAAUUAAGAAGAGCAACCCAGCCCGCUCAGUUGAAGAAGAAACCAGCCAAGCUGCGAGCAAGGAAGUACUAAUUUUGUCCAGUGUUCUCAGUGAUAAAUUAUAAAGUUCAACCAGCUCCGCCGUAGGUUUACAAAUGAAGUAAGUGCAAAAACAAGUCGACAAGCCAUAUGAUUCCGCAAAGUGUAAACAACUUUUAGUAUUUAUUGUAAUUAAAACACUUUCUUAAAAAAAUGCUCAAAUACAGAAGACUUCGAAGUAUC
Messenger RNA from Topomyia yanbarensis, 1090 nucleotides. RefSeq lists its product as uncharacterized. The record is from RefSeq and is a predicted model, not a curated record. The transcript has 3 exons. The coding region runs from base 137 to 901 and encodes 254 amino acids. Lineage: Eukaryota; Metazoa; Arthropoda; Insecta; Diptera; Culicidae.